Molecule: messenger RNA, 1071 nt
Organism: Vicia villosa (hairy vetch)
Lineage: Eukaryota; Viridiplantae; Streptophyta; Magnoliopsida; Fabales; Fabaceae
Product: probable prolyl 4-hydroxylase 3
Exons: 6
Coding region: 59-910 (283 amino acids)
Biological process (GO): peptidyl-proline hydroxylation to 4-hydroxy-L-proline
Cellular component (GO): endoplasmic reticulum
Molecular function (GO): L-ascorbic acid binding; procollagen-proline 4-dioxygenase activity; iron ion binding
Source: RefSeq, a predicted model, not a curated record
UUUCCAUUCAAUUCAAUUUCUUUACUCUAUUUCAAUUCUUUCAUCUUCCGAAACCGUUAUGGUAAAACUCAGGCAUUCUCGCGCAGCACUUCGAAAGCCAUCACUAUCAACUUUACAGACAUUGAUCUUCAUCUUGUUUGUGAUCUUCACAAUCUUCAUUCUCAUUCUCUUAACUCCCCGUAUCCCUAAAUUCAACCACCUCAACUCCAUCUCUCAUAACACUCUCAGAAGCGAAGAUGACGACAAUAAGAGUUGGGUUGAAAUCAUAUCGUGGGAACCUAGAGCCUUUUUAUACCAUCAUUUUCUGGCAAAAGAUGAAUGUGAACAUCUAAUCAAUAUAGCCAAGCCUGAUAUGCAUAAGUCACUUGUAGUUGAAUCUGAUAAUGGCACGGCACAUAAUGUCUACAGCCGUGAACGGACAAGCACAGGAACUUUUCUCUAUAGAGGUCAAGAUCAAAUUGUGAAGAAUAUUGAGAAAAGAAUUGCUGAUUUUACUUUUAUACCUAUAGAACAUGGUGAAGAGCUUCAAGUUCUGCAUUAUGAAGUUGGACAAGAGUAUGUACCUCAUCAUGACUACUUUACAGAUGAGUUUAAUUUUUUGAACGGGGGUAACCGUAUAGCAACAAUGCUGAUGUACCUUUCAGAUGUUGAAGAAGGGGGUGAGACAGUGUUCCCAGUUGCAAAUGCAAAUUUUAGCUCAGUGCCUUGGUGGAAUGAACUUUCUGAUUGUGGAAAAAAAGGACUUUCAAUUAAGCCAAAGAUGGGUGAUGCUAUACUUUUCUGGGGCAUGAAGACUGAUUCAACUUUAGAUCCAUCGAGUAUGCAUGGUUCAUGUCCUGUGAUCAAGGGUGAUAAGUGGUCAGCUACUAAAUGGCUGCAUGUGGGUGAAUUCAAAACCUUUUCAUCGUAGGAUAUUAUAUCGCUAUUUUUUUUGCUGCACUCAUAUAUAUAGUUUUCCAGUUACGGAUACAUAAUAGUUGGCAAUGUGUUACAUGCAUUAUUGCUAACUUGAGCCUGAUCUGAAAAAGCUGAUAGAUUAUUUGCAUACAAUUUCAAAUAAAAAUUAAUAAA